This is a messenger RNA of Rhinolophus ferrumequinum (greater horseshoe bat), 2215 nucleotides long. It is a transcript of the gene ALDH3B1, whose product is annotated as aldehyde dehydrogenase 3 family member B1. Gene Ontology annotation, cellular component: cytoplasm. NCBI's taxonomy places the organism in Eukaryota, Metazoa, Chordata, Mammalia, Chiroptera, Rhinolophidae. The record is from RefSeq and is a predicted model, not a curated record. The coding region runs from base 307 to 1704 and encodes 465 amino acids. Gene Ontology annotation, biological process: aldehyde metabolic process. Gene Ontology annotation, molecular function: aldehyde dehydrogenase (NAD+) activity. The transcript has 11 exons.
UGACAGGCAGCGGCUGGGGACUCCAUCCCAUGCAGAGGACGGGGGCGUCUGCAGCCCCUGACCCCUGUCCCAAGUGGCUGAAGGCUUCAGGGGCUACCAGAGCAGGUGUGGGUCGGGAGACCUCUUUUGCCCUCCCAGAUGCCAAGAAUCUGGACAUUGCGCUGAGAAGGACUCAUCAGCCCGGGAACCCGGCCAGGGCAGCCCCGCCCUGGGGGCUGGCCCAGCCCAGGACCUUUCAUUACGGCAUCCGGGUGACCAGCAGAGCUUGGACGGCCAGGACGAAAGGCAGCUUGGCAGGGCCUCAGGAUGGACCCCUUCUCAGACACACUGCAGCGACUGCGGGAGGCCUUCCGCUCAGGGCGGACGCGGCCUGCCGAGUUCCGGGCGGCGCAGCUCAAGGGUCUGGGCCGCUUCCUGCAGGACCACAAGAAGCUUCUGCAGGAGGCGCUGGCACAGGACCUGCACAAGUCAGUCACUGAGUCGGAGAUUUCUGAGAUCAGCUUGACCCAGGGUGAGGUUAACUUGGCCCUCAGGAACCUGCGGACCUGGAUGAAGGAUGAAAAAGUGACCAAGAACCUGGCCACGCAGCUGGACUCUGCCUUCAUCCGGAAGGAGCCCUUCGGCCUGGCGCUCAUCAUCUCCCCCUGGAACUACCCCGUGAACCUGAGCUUGGUGCCCCUGGUGGGCGCCCUCGCAGCAGGGAACUGCGUGGUGCUGAAGCCCUCGGAGAUCAGCAAGAAUACUGAGCAAGUCCUGGCCGAAGUGCUGCCCCAGUAUCUGGACCAGAACUGCUUUGCUGUGGUGCAGGGCGGGCCCGAGGAGACAGGGCAGCUGCUGAAACACAAGUUCGACUACAUCUUCUUCACGGGGAGCCCUCGAGUUGGCAAGAUUGUCAUGGCCGCUGCCACCGAGCACCUGACACCCAUCACGCUGGAGCUGGGGGGCAAGAACCCCUGCUACGUGGACGACAACUGCGACCCCCAGACCGUGGCCAACCGCGUGGUCUGGUUCCGCUGCUACAACACGGGCCAGACCUGCGUGGCCCCCGAUUACGUGCUGUGCAGCCCUGAAAUGCAGGAGCGGCUGCUGCCUGCCAUGCAGAGUGCCAUCACCCGUUUCUAUGGCGACGACCCCAGGAGCUCCCCAAACCUGGGCCGCAUCAUCAAUGAGAAGCAUUUCCAGAGGCUGCAGGGCCUGCUGGGCUGUGGCCGCGUGGCCAUCGGAGGCCAGAGCGACGAGAGGGAUCGCUAUAUCGCCCCCACGGUGCUGGUGGACGUGCAGCAGACAGAGCCGGUGAUGCAGGAGGAGAUCUUCGGGCCAAUUCUGCCCAUCCUGACCGUGAGGAGCCUGGACGAGGCCAUCGACUUCAUCAACCGUCGGGAGAAGCCCCUGGCCCUGUACGCCUUCUCCACCAGCAACCAGGUGGUCAAGCAGGUGCUGGCCCGGACCAGCAGCGGAACCUUCGGUGGGAACGACGGCUUCAUGUUCAUGACGCUCAGUAGCCUGCCUUUCGGAGGAGUGGGUAACAGCGGGAUGGGAAAAUACCACGGCAAGUUCUCCUUUGACACCUUCUCCCAUCACCGCGCCUGCCUGCUGGCCCACUCAGGCCUGGAGAAGCUCAAGGAAAUCCGCUACCCGCCAUACUCAGUAUGCCGCCUGAGGUUGCUGCUGAUGGCCAUGGAGACCCGCUGUACCAUACUGUGAGCCCGUCUCGGGCACCUGGGCACCAAGUGCUGCUCCGGCUCAUGUAUGAGUCCUCCACCUUCACCUGUGGCUGGUGAAGACUGGCCUGGGGUCCAGGGUACAAGUAGGAAAAAACCUGCCUGGAUCACAGCCCAGAUCAGUGCUUGCCCUCUUCUCUCCUGCAGCUCCUACUUCUAGGAUCGGCCAAGGUGAGGGAGCCUGGGAAACAGUGCAGUAACCUACCCUCCAGCGCCUCACUAGCCACCCGUGACCUGGCAGAGGAGGGCAAAUGUGGGCACCUCUGAGCCACCCCCUUCCUGUGGAGGGUGCAGCACAGCGGGAGCUGGCAUCUGUUCCAGGCCUCAUCGUGGGUCCACUGUGACCUGAGCCGUCUCUGUCUUGAGCCUUUUCUCCAUCUGUACAGUAGAGAUGACUAAUAAUCAGUAUCUCCCGAGAUCGCUGUGGAGGUUACAUUUUGGAGCUUAAUAAAUAUGAGUUGCUGACCUCACGCGCCAGACAUUCUGUCUCCUCA